Trichoderma aggressivum f. europaeum is the source of this 663-nucleotide messenger RNA. RefSeq lists its product as uncharacterized. Lineage: Eukaryota; Fungi; Ascomycota; Sordariomycetes; Hypocreales; Hypocreaceae. The record is from RefSeq and is a predicted model, not a curated record. The transcript has a single exon. Gene Ontology annotation, molecular function: oxidoreductase activity. Bases 1 to 663 code for a protein of 220 amino acids.
AUGAGCACUCAACUAUCGCUCGACGAACUCAUUGUCAAACGGCACUCCACUCGCGGGUUUCUUAAAACUCCUGUCCCCCGCUCGAUCAUGGAACGCGCCCUCAAUCUUGCCCAACACGCUCCCUCCAACUCAAACAUUCAACCCUGGCGGAUUGCAGUUGCUUCUGGGCAUCGCCGUGACCAGCUUUCCGAUGCCUUACUCGCAGUAGCAUCACAGGGUAAGCCUAAUAUCCCUGCGCUGCCACUGGCAUUUCGCCACCACCGUUCAGAAUUGGGCCAGUCCUUAUAUGGCGGUGUCAUGGGCAUCCCUAGAGAUGACGCGACUGCUAGGAUGGCCGCUGAGCUGCGCAACUUUGACUUUUUCGGUGCCCCUACCGUAGCAAUUGUCAGCAUGGAUAAGGAAUUGGGGUUGGCAGACUCUCUAAGUGUUGGCAUGUUCCUCCAGCUGCUGUUGUUGGCGUUGGAGAACGACGGCGUUGAGUCGUGUGUCCAAGUCUCCGUAGUUGGGUACCCAGAAGUUCUAAGAAAGGAGCUGGAUAUCCCGGACAGUGAGGAGAUUAUUUGUACUGUUGCUUUGGGCUAUGAGGAUCCUGGAUACAAGCGUAAUUCGUUUCGUGCGAAAAAGGUUCCGUUCACGGAUAUUACGCGGUUCGUCGAUAACUAG